Molecule: messenger RNA, 1515 nt
Organism: Rotaria sp. Silwood2
Lineage: Eukaryota; Metazoa; Rotifera; Eurotatoria; Philodinida; Philodinidae
Source: the annotation of a GenBank genome assembly
AUGACUGAUCUUACUGAACGAAAAUCGCCAACAAGUGAGUCAACUUCUAGUGCUGAGCCGGCAGCAUCAAUAGAAUCUACAGCUAAUGAAACAAUAUCUGCUCUUAUCAAUAGCACUCCAUUAGCUGAUUCAAAUACGAUACACAAUUCUAGAGAUAAUAGUCCGCCAACAUUACGUCGUCGAAGUAGUGUAUCAAUUAUUCAAGCACUUGCCAAUACAAGACAUUUACUUACAACAAAUGAUGCUCGAAAACGAAAUUUUCUUGUUGGAGCUGCGAGACAACUACCAGAAAGUACAGCAAAUGAUAUUAAUUCAUUUUUUCCUAGCGGACGAUUAUUAACAAUAAUGAUGGUAACAUGGAAUACGGGUGAAGCAUCAAAAUUAUAUGAACAAAAUUAUACUCCAACUGCUCGACAAACAGCACAACCAAAGGAACGUAUGCUUGACGAUAUGUGUGAUAUAUUACUGCCAAUAUUUAUAGAUUAUGUUUCGGAUCUUAUUAUUGUUUGUACUCAAGAAAUAAUUGAUUGGGAAAUUUUACUUCAAGAAGUAAUUGGACCAGCUCAUGUUCUAUAUCAUUCAGUCCAUUUUGGUACAUUAUCAUUAUGUAUAUUUUUACGGCGAGACUUAAUAUGGUUUUGUACCGAACCAGAAGAAGAUAUAAUUAAAUUUCGAGCUGUAGGUCCUGUUCGUACCAAAGGUUCAUUAGUAAUAACAUUUAAUCUCUUUGGAACAUCAUUUAUGAUUAUUAAUUCACAUUUUGAAGCUGGUCAUGGUUCUGAAGGUCGUUCGAAUCGACGAUUAAAUUUUCAUAAUACAACAACAAAAUUAUCAAUACCACAUGAAUUUAUUCAAAGAACAUUUAAAACUAAUAAACGUGUCAUAUCUGUAGUUGAGUCUUCUAUUCCACAAACUAUGGAAUCAACAGCAUCACUUGAUUCUGCUGCGCGUGCAGUUGUAGAUAUAACAAAAUCAUGUGAUUGUGUUCUAUGGGGAGGUGAUAUGAAUUUUCGAAUUGAUAUGCAGCAUGGUGAAGUAUUAGAACUUUGUAAGGAACGAAAUUUCCAUCAAAUUUUACUUAAAGAUGAAUUUCGUAUUGCACAAACAAAAACAGAUGGUCUAUAUGCGAGUUUUAAAGAAGCUGACAUUGAUUUUGCUCCAACAUAUAAAUUUGAUUUACGAUUUGAUAAUGAUACAUAUGCUAAACAUAGAACACCUUCAUAUACAGAUCGUAUUCUCUAUCGCGAUAAACCAACAUCAGUGAUUGAAUGUACACAAUAUAAAUCAGUUGAAGGUGUAAAACAUUCAGAUCAUAAACCUGUUCUUGCUCAUUUUCGUGUUAAACUUAAACCUGGUUUACAUACAGGAAAUCUUGCAUAUGGAAAAUUUAAUCAUGAAGUUUACAAAAGUGGUUGUAAGCAACGUGAACGACAUCAUUCCUUAGGUGUUAGCUUAGGAAAUAAUGCGAAACGCCGAACAGCAAUCCCGAAAAGUUCAGUUUGUGUAGUUCAGUAA